This is a messenger RNA of Cladocopium goreaui, 1562 nucleotides long. NCBI's taxonomy places the organism in Eukaryota, Dinophyceae, Suessiales, Symbiodiniaceae. The record is from the annotation of a GenBank genome assembly.
GCACUGGAAGCGCCAACCCCCUGGGCAGUGGCAUCUCUGCUAGUGGCAGCGAUGGCAAAUCCUUAGCCUCGGUGGUGGAUGCUGUUGAUAUCUCCCUGGUAGACAUAGGAGAUGGCGCGUCUCGGAAAGUGAUGGUGACCACGCCCAUCUACGUCCGCCUCUCAGACGUAGCACCGGCGACGACGACGCCGCUGCUGUGCGCCUUCCUCGAUGGCGAUGUGUGGUCCCAGCAGGGCAUACGAGUGGCGACGGAGGAGGAGUUGAAUGACUUCUUUCGUGGCCAAGUGAAUACUACGGGACUUUGGUGCGCCACGACACAUCUCUCCAUCUUCAGCGCUUUCGUGGACCUGCUGUUGGACUGCACCAGUGGCCGAUCCGGAGCCUUUGCAGCCCAACGUGCCCAAAGCCUGGAGCCCGCCCAGGCCCAGCAUGUUGAUGAAUUCGUGCAGGAGGAGGAGGAUGCUUCGGAAGUGCGGUCCGCAGCGUCCAGAGUGAGCGAUCCUAGGGUGGAGGCUGCGGCGGACCACAGCCUGCGAGCACAGCGGGAGAUUGUGGAGAAUGUCUGCACUCUUUUGAGCCAACAGCCUGCGAUGAGUGCUGAGCUGCUCAUGCUGCGACAGGAGGACAUCCAGAAGUUCUCCGUCACCAUGACGCAGGCUCCCGCUGCUUUUAGGCGCAGGUAUGACACAAGGGCCGACUUCUCCUGGGCCCUGGCCGGCCGGGUACAACUUCGUUGUUUCCUUCUACCGCGGCGGAGCCGGAACCCCGUAGUCCCAGGCAGAGAUCUGCGGCAAUUUCAAGCUGACCGAUGGUGCUUUGGUCGAUCAAGCGCGAGACCUGCUUCGAAGGAUCCCUGUGUGAGCUCGAUCCCCCGGAUUUGGGUCAGGGUUGCAUCUGCUGUCCAAGAACUUUUGGAACAGUUCACGGAAGCAGAGGCUAGCUCAGGGGGCAUCUUCACUUGUUCCAUUCUCUUGUACCCGUGGAUGAUGAACGGAGCCGCAAGGGGAUACAACCUCCGAGAGGUUCAGGCCUCUAACCGAGAUUGGGCCGGAUGGGCGUUGCCAAUGACUGCAGAGGGCCAACCUUUUCACGCCGCCCUCUACUGCCAAGACAUCUUGAAGUUUGCUGAGACUUUCUUGGAUCGGACCCAGAUCGGGGUAGCGCGAGUAGCGCCAAGGGCCCUUGAUGCUUUGGGGCAAGGUGGCCAAGCCCCGCUCAGUAUCGAGGAUGGCAACCGGAGGAUCCUGGACCAAAGUUUCUUCAUGCGGGGGUUCGCCACGGUGAAGGAGAUGCAGGAGAGCACAGGGAUCCAAUAUUCGGUGUCAUCUGGCCAGACCCUUCGCAAUGAUGAUCUGGCCUUGGUGCAGUGCCUUGACCUUGGGACACUCCAAUUUUUCAAGUAUGGCUCAGUUCCUGGCCCCGGUUCCCGCAGUGCGUGGGUUACUGCAGAAGGUGGUGGCUGGUUCUACGUGUUGACCUACAGGGACGCACAGGUGGCACAGGCCCGCUACGUCACCCCUACUUGGAUCCUGCAGGCCGGAGCCGGAAAAAUGAUCGUAUAA